Messenger RNA from Bursaphelenchus xylophilus (pine wood nematode), 1206 nucleotides. Lineage: Eukaryota; Metazoa; Nematoda; Chromadorea; Rhabditida; Aphelenchoididae. The record is from the annotation of a GenBank genome assembly.
AUGGGGGCUCAGCCGGGAAUCAAUCAUUCGAAUUCCCAGCCAAGAACCUUCUUCAAUUCCGCCAAUUCGGAUAAUCGUUCUGUUCACCAAUCCCGGUCUGACAAUAACAGUUUCCCCAACCCAAGUCUAACUCCUUAUUCUUGUGCCUUCUGUUCCCAGUCUCAUGACUCUGCUAGCUGUCAGAUUGUCCAAGAUUUCGAUUCUCGUCAACGGAUUGUUCGUGAGAACAGACUUUGCCUUCUUUGUCUCCAACGUGGUCAUAUAGUUGCUCAGUGCUGUUAUUCUCGAUGCUCGAAUUGUAGCGGUCGACAUCAUGUUUCUCUCUGUGGUAAAUUGUUUCCUCCGAGCGAACCAAACGCCAAUACCCAUCCUGAAACCCCUGUGAUUUCCGUGAACCCUACUCCGAAUCCAGCACUCUCUCAUUUCCCAAGGACAAACCCAGUUGAAUCAGUUCUCCCAGAGAUUCCAGUGAGAAGAUUUCGGUCGAAUGAACCCCAAGAAAUAACGCAAUUGCCUUCCCCUAUCGUUUCAUACCCUGCCGUUUCGUACCCUAUCGUAUCGCCCCUUAUCGUAUCGCAAUCUAUCGCAUCACCUAUCGUAUCGUCUAUCGUUUCGCACCCUAUUGUAUCGCAUCCUAUCGUAUCGAAAUCUAUCGUCUCGCCUAUCGUAUCGUCUGUCGUCUCGUCUCCCAUUUUAUCGUCUCCUAUCGUAAAAAAAUCUUCCUCCAUUCCCCAAGACUCCUCUCUGAAUGUUCGAAAUCCAUCUGAUCUCGUUAUGGUUCCCCAUGUUCGUCAUCGUAAAUGGUGUCGUAAGAAAAUUGUGGAUCGAUGGCAGGUAUUGCCGCUGGUCAAUAUUGGGUUCACGAAUCUUCCUCAACCCGAUUCCCCCUAUGACAAUUUAUCCGAAUCCCCGCACUCUUCCCCAUCGCCCUCUGGAUGUCAUUUUCUACCGAACCAAUUGCCGAUGGAACAACGCACUCGAUGCAAACUCAAAUUCCUGGACUUAGAACCUUUACAUGGACAACCCUUCGAAGAUGAAUAUCCGGACUCCCUCAUGACGUGCUCUUGCCCUGAUGUACCCAAUCCGAACCCGCCAGCCAUAGAAGAACCCUAUCGAUGUGAACCCAUGGUGAAGGAAAGAAGAGGAAAAGUGGGCAUGUUGGCGACUUCAUUGAAACCGCCAAUUCUUUCCCACGAAUUUGCAUAA